Messenger RNA from Dunckerocampus dactyliophorus (ringed pipefish), 1923 nucleotides. Its product is annotated as CD82 antigen-like. The coding region runs from base 154 to 921 and encodes 255 amino acids. The transcript is spliced from 9 exons. The record is from RefSeq and is a predicted model, not a curated record. Gene Ontology annotation, cellular component: membrane. NCBI's taxonomy places the organism in Eukaryota, Metazoa, Chordata, Actinopteri, Syngnathiformes, Syngnathidae.
GUCCUCCUUUGCCUGUCUUGAGUUGAGCCUCCCUGUGGCUGUGCUUCAUUGUUGUCGGCGUCGUGCUGGAGGAGGUCACUGGGUCCGGCUAGCAGUCCGUAUUUAAGCGCACUCAACUUUUCUGCACGUCGUCUUCUGAAUCAAUAAACCAUCAUGGGGAAAGGCUGCUUGACGGCGAUCAAGUAUUUCCUGUUCCUCCUCAAUCUCAUCUUCUUUCUGCUCGGGGCCGUCGUCAUGGGCUUCGGAUUGUGGCUCCUCCUGGACAAUCAGAGCUUCAUUGUUGUCCUCAAUGACUCAAUAGCGGUCAAGGUUGCCUGCUACAUCCUGAUUGGAGUCGGGGCUUUCUCCAUGCUCAUUGGCUUCCUUGGCUGCUUAGGAGCUAUUUACGAGAUCCGCUGUCUGCUUGGCAUCUACUUUACCUGCCUCUUGUUGAUCUUCAUUGCUGAGAUUGUAGCUGGUGCCCUCAUCUACUUCCACAAGGGUGUGGUAAAUGAAGAGAUGUCUAAGAUGGUGUCUAAGGUUUUGGACAACUAUCCAGGAAAGAACUCCACCACGGAGCAGGCGUGGGACUUCAUCCAGCGGAAUAUGGAAUGCUGCGGCUGGAACGGUCACGAGGACUGGAACGGAAACAUGGUGAUUUCCAACAGCUCUCGGCUCCUGUUUCCCUGCUCGUGCCAGAACGUGUCCCUUGCAAGCGGAAACAUCUCCGAGACUGGAUUCUGUGAGGCACAGACACCCGACUGGCCCGUGUACGACUCGGGUUGUUCUGCCAGCGUGGAGAGGUGGUUCCUCACCAACAUCGGGGUCGUCCUGGGCAUCUGCAUCACAAUCGCAUUUAUUGAGUUGCUGGGGAUGAUCCUGGCCAUCUGUUUGUGCAAGAACCUUCACAUGGAGGACUACACCAAAGUGCCAAAGUACUAAAGAUCCCCAGACUGAGCUUGGCUCAAACUGAAGCUGCACAUCAGUGGAGAAGAAACUGUAAAGAAAUGAGGCAUUUUCCCAACCAAUGUUAGGUUCAAUGUUUUGUCCAAAUGUAGAAAUGAGCUUUCUUUUAGUUGGAUAAUUCUUCAGAUGAGGGAUUUCUGUGUUUUUCUCUGUCCUGUUUUGCUUGAAGCACUUUGGAAAUUUUUUGAAUUUUAAAUGUUGGAUGGGAGAGCAACGCAAAUGUUUGGAUUAGAUUAUUUGUGGUACCUUAAUGGUUGGUCGUAUGUCAGUUAGCACCUUAAGGCUUGUUUCGCUUCUUUUUUAAAAUCUGUCUGGAGACUCUCCAACACGGCUAUUUAAAGCUGUUAAAUCCCCAAAUUCUGUUUUUUAAUUUUUUGAUAACUUCCAUUUUAUUAUUUCAUUCCAGUUUGGAACUUCAUUGUUUGUGUAAACGUAGUAGAAGCUGAUUCCUUGUUGUACAUUUGAAGAUUUUCAUUCUUUUACUUUUUGGACAUAACAGACAUAAUGAGAUUCUAACAUAAAUAUUGAUACUGGUAUCACACUUAUUUUGCCUUUUUGAUAAGCAAAAAUUAGGCUUCUUUUAAAAAAAGAGGGCUUUGGAUGUAUUUAACGUUGAAUGUUGGGGAAACAAAGUAUCUCCUUGAAAUGAAUACUGAUGAUCUGGAGGAAAUAUUUUUUUUGCAAGAUCCACCUCAGAAAUUCUUCUGUCCUGCAGUUCUUUUGUAAUUAAUUUCCUGUAUAUGCAACUUUAACAUUCACCCAAGAACAUGUGCUAUUUUUAUUAUGUAUACAUUCGUCAUCCGGUUUACUGUCUACAUUGAGUGCAAAGCUCCAUACUGUCUUAACCUUGUUAUGGUAUUUUAAAGGUAUGUCUCCUUUUGUAACAACGUAGAUGGACUGGUAGGGAAGCUGGCUUAGUAUUAAAGAACUGGCAUCAUUCUUUUAUUUUUCCUUUUGCCAAUAAAGUAAUUACAGUUA